This is a messenger RNA of Alnus glutinosa, 1743 nucleotides long. RefSeq names its product UPF0481 protein At3g47200-like. Bases 420 to 1685 code for a protein of 421 amino acids. NCBI's taxonomy places the organism in Eukaryota, Viridiplantae, Streptophyta, Magnoliopsida, Fagales, Betulaceae. The record is from RefSeq and is a predicted model, not a curated record. The transcript has 2 exons.
UUCUGAAUUCCAUAAAGCUGCUUCCGAGUCAAUAAGAUCAUAUGGGCACCGAUAGUCGAUUCCUAGUGUUAAAUCUUCCAUUUGAUUGUCUUGGGUUCACAAUUUCAAUCCAACUGGCUAAGGGGUCUGCCGCUACGAAGGGCUAAAUUAAUGAAGGAUUCGAGCAACCACAGUGACCGCAGAGCUCCCAUUCUAUAAAUUAAAGGUUGAAUUCGGGCACCAGGAAAUCCAAUCCUCUCCUCAUCCCUAAAAGAAGCCCUAGUUCCCAAAUUGCUGCAUCACUGCUUGCUUUCACCAAAUCCAACGGAACGAGGACUUCAACUCCUUUCUUCAUCAAAUUUGUUCGCAGAUUUGUCAUAAAAGGCUCUUCAUUGAGCAGGCUUUGUCAUCAGGAAAUUUUGAGAAACACUACUUGAUAGAUGGGAGAAUAUCAACGUGCAACUUUGGUAACUAACAUCAUAAGUGCGUUAGAAAGCUUAGAUCCUCUGUCAUCUCCUGAACCUUGUAUCUAUAAGGUUCCGGAUCCUCUUCGCAAGUUGAAAAAAGAAGCUUACAGUCCUCAGAUUCUUUCAAUAGGGCCUUUUCACCAUGGCAACGAAAAACUGCAAAACAUGGAAAAACACAAAUUAAGAUAUCUCAAGGAAUUCAUAGAACGAGCCAACAAAAACUUGGAGGACUUAUUACCUGUUAUAGAGGACUCGGAAGAAAGUGUUCGUCAAUGUUAUGCAGAGACUAUUUCACUUAACAGGUAUGAUUUUUUGAAAAUGAUCUUGGUGGAUGCGAGCUUCAUUGUUGAGCUUUUUUAUAGAAAUUGGCGGGGAGCAGCAGCAUGGACAAGUUACGACAAGGUAUUACUAAAGCCAUGGUUGGCUGCCACGAUGCAGCGGGACUUAAUGUUACUUGAAAAUCAACUUCCUUUCUUUAUUAUUAAGAAAUUAUUUGACCUUACAUUUUCAUCUCAAGGAGACUUGCCCUCCUUCACUAAGCUUACCUUUGAGUACUUUAAGUUUUUCAACACACAAAAAUUGCCUCCCAAUCCUGAGCCUGAGCCAAGAAUAAUGCACUUUGUUGAUUUGCUUAGAAGAUUUUAUCUUCCCGAAAGUCUACCAAAAAGAACAGCUAAAAAAGUUAAGCAUGUGUAUAGUGCAGCCCAGUUGGAUGGGAAAGGAUUGAAGUUUAUGGCGGAUCAUUCUAGGCAUUGUUUACUUGACCUUGACCUAGACUAUAAGAAGGGAGUGUUGAAAAUCCCACACAUUACCUUGGACGAUACCACAGAGUUUUAUGCUCGAAAUCUUAUGGCAUUUGAGCAAUGCCACUACCCAAAUGCGGCAUAUGCUACUGAUUAUUUUAUCCUGUUAGAUUUCCUUAUCAAAAGUGAAAAGGAUGUGGAUUUACUUGGUCGAAAGGGGAUUAUGGUUAAUGGGCUAGGUAACAAUGAUGCAACUUUUAUCAACAGUUUGGCCACAAGUAUUGUAUAUUCAACCAUGAGCACCAAAUAUUAUGAUAUUUGUAUACAAUUGAAGAAAUUUUACGAGGACCCUAAGCAUGGUUGGCUAGCUUCCUUGAGGCGAGACUAUUUUGGCAAUCCUUGGAAGGCUGCUUCUACUACAGCUGUUGUUAUCUUGUUGAUCCUCACUUUGAUACAAGCUGUAUGCUCUAUUAUCUCUGUACAUCCUCAUCACUAAAGUUUGUGUAAUGCAUGGCUCAUGACCAAUCUCCCUCUCAAGCUUUUUAUUUGCUGUA